This is a messenger RNA of Malurus melanocephalus (red-backed fairy wren), 3592 nucleotides long. RefSeq names its product ADP ribosylation factor like GTPase 5B (gene ARL5B). Gene Ontology annotation, molecular function: GTP binding; GTPase activity. Lineage: Eukaryota; Metazoa; Chordata; Aves; Passeriformes; Maluridae. The coding region runs from base 150 to 689 and encodes 179 amino acids. Gene Ontology annotation, cellular component: trans-Golgi network; cytoplasm. The transcript is spliced from 6 exons. The record is from RefSeq and is a predicted model, not a curated record. Gene Ontology annotation, biological process: protein localization to Golgi membrane; intracellular protein transport; vesicle-mediated transport.
GUGCCCGCCCUCUCGCUGUGCCCGCCCGCUCGGCGCUGCCGCGGGGCCGCUGCGGGAACCUCCGCGGAGGGAGCCGGGGGAGCUGCUGCCGCCGCCGCCUGGCUGAGCUCGGAGUGCCCCGGGCGUUCGGCGGGGAGCCGGGGCCAGGCAUGGGCCUAAUAUUCGCCAAGCUGUGGAGCCUCUUCGGUAGCCAAGAGCACAAAGUAAUCAUAGUGGGACUUGAUAAUGCUGGAAAGACUACUAUUCUUUACCAAUUCUUAAUGAAUGAAGUGGUUCAUACUUCUCCAACCAUAGGAAGCAAUGUAGAAGAAAUAGUGGUGAAAAACACUCAUUUUUUAAUGUGGGAUAUUGGAGGACAAGAAUCAUUACGGUCAUCGUGGAAUACCUAUUAUUCAAACACAGAGUUCAUCAUUCUGGUGGUUGACAGCAUUGACAGAGAGCGACUUUCUAUUACAAAAGAAGAACUUUAUAGAAUGCUGGCUCAUGAGGAUUUACGGAAGGCUGCUGUUCUCAUCUUUGCAAACAAGCAGGACAUGAAAGGCUGCAUGACGGCUGCUGAGAUAUCUGCAUACCUCACCCUCAGCUCCAUAAAGGAUCACCCGUGGCACAUUCAGUCCUGUUGUGCUUUGACAGGAGAAGGAUUGUGCCAAGGCUUGGAGUGGAUGACCUCCCGUAUUGGAGUGAGAUAGCUUUUUUUUUUUCUUUUUUCUGUUUUUUUCUUUCUUUUUUUUGUUUUAUUCCUCAAAAAGAAGAGACUUCUAUUUAUCCUGUGAACAUGUACAUUUUUCUCUACUUUUGGCUGCUGAGGCAGUGACCAUGUUUAAUUUAUAUCAGCCAACCUCUUAGCUGUGCUUGAAUCAAGUGCAGUUGAACUGAAACACAAAAGUAUUUUCUUAACUUUUUUUAAUACACUAAUCUUCAACUGGAUGAACAUAUGUGAAUCUGUUUUUAAGCAUUGAAAUUCCUCUGAAUAUUAAUUCCAACUUUUUCAAUGAUAGCUUUUUAAAAUCUGUUUUGUCAUUGUCAAUAUUUCAUAUUUCCUCUUUCUAAAUAGUUGUAUAACUUACUAACAUAAAAGAGCACAUUUUAUUUAAUAAUUAAAAGUAGUGUUUAGCUUAAGUUUACUCUGCCAUAGCUUUAACCUCAAAGGAUAACCAUAUCUCCAGCUGGACUUUCUGGAACAUUAGUAGAGCUCUAGCCAGCACGAGAAUUAAUAGUUAUGAAUGCAAAUUUUUAAAUGCUUAAUGGGCUAGCUGUAGUUAACAUUUUGGAGGCUUUUAAUCUGAUACACAAUGGAACUUCUGCCUUAAAAGAAAUCUGUUUCAGUCUCAGUUUCUGUGGUAUGUAGUUUUAGGAAUAUUCUACUUGAAGAUGCAUCUCUGUACAGUGCAUAAAAAAUAUUGUUAUUAAGUGCUGGUAUAGUCAUUUAGAACUUGAAURCCUUUUCAAAGAUAAAUCGAUAAUUAAAUUUGGAAUCACAGCAGCCAGUGUUAUGUGUAGACUUGCUGUGUUCUGUUAAAGUUUUAAAUUCUGUAUACAUGAGCCUUCCUCACAUUUUAGUGAGAGUGCUGUUUUCUAAAUGAAUGCAAAAUCAAAAGGGAAGCCUGAUUUAUAAACAAAACAAAACCAUGGUGCUGGAUCUGUACACUCCAGAGUGAAGCUAAUCUUGACAUUUAUUUACCUACUACCUACGUUUACAGAUUCUCUCGCAGAGAAACUAUUUUGCCUUCAUUUUUCUUUUUUUGUCUUAUUUGCACAAACAGAGAACUUUUGACAGUGUUUGAGCUAGAUUCCUUCACCUGAAAUUUGAAAAGCAGGUAGUGAAAGGUUGGGUCCAGUAACUGUUAAUUCAGUUUGAAGGGGGAAUUAAGUUAAAUCUAAAGAUAAUCUAAAGGUACAGAGUUAACUGAGAACAUUAGGUAUCAAAUAAACCUAAACAYCAGUCGCCCCAAAAAACCUCACAUGAGGAUUAAAAAAAACAAACAAACCAACAAAGCAGAACCAAUAGUGGACACCCAAUUCCUAGCAUAGUCCCAUCAGCAGUCAGGUACCCAACCUACCUAAAUGCUUGGCAGGUUUUCCAGAAGUGUUGUUCUGCUCUUCUGCAUGCCUAAAAGCCACAUGGAAUUUGGUUACCAGAACCAUUUUGCAAACUGACUGUAGGCCUUUGAUGACAAAACGUUUUUGUUUAAUCUUGUUCUGAAAAUUUAAGCAUACUGAGUUUUCUUUAAUAAAUUUUAAGCUUUGUAAAUUUCAAUUUGCUUCCAUUUUAUUUAAACAAAACUUAAUGAAAGUUUAAGGGUGUCAGCAAAUAUGUUGUCAUAAGUGUUUGAAAGACUUUGGAUACAUGUGGAAACAAUGGUUGGUUGAAUGAAGUUGUGUAUUAAUACCAGUUAGCAAAAGUCACAUUUAGGACUAUAUUGAGUGACAAGUCAAAAUGUUCAGAAAAUAAUUAAAAUCAGCAAAAAGCAGUGCAUAAAGAAAAAAGGGAAGGCACGGUUAAAAUCUGGUAUUAAAGCUGCUUGCUCUGAUAUUUAGCUGUUUUAAUGYGUAAAAAUAAGGUUUGUUUUGCUCUUAGGAAGCAAAUUAUAAAGGAAAAAAAUAAAAUAGUAUGAAUGAUGUUUCUUGUUUGGUGACUUAAUUUUGGUUUUAUAAAUUUAAUAAAUUUAGAUGUAUUUUCAAGUUUAUUUUUAUGUGAUUCACAAUUUAGUUCUGAAUACUUACAGAGGACUAGCUGGAUAUAUAGUCCUUUCACUGUUAAAGAACAGAAGGUAUGAUUUUGUAUUUAAUGYUUUUUAGCUAAAACCAUUUGUAAAUCUAUAGUAUGGUUACUAAAUCCAGUCUUACAUGAGGUAAUAUAUAGAGCUUUGAUUAUGAGGAAAUGGUCUGAUCGUAGACAUCAGAAUAUCAGAAUAAUGGAAGGAUUCUUUUCAUUUCUUAGCACUUAAAACCUUUGAGUAUCUUCAAGAAUUAAACAUUUCUGACAAUUGCUAUGAUUUUUAUCAUCUAACAACUUAAUUUUCUGCAACAGUUUUCCAUUGAUAAUAUGGGUUUGUUCACAGCACUGUUGCUGUGAUUUUUUUUACUAUUAUUUUUUUGGGGAAGAAGGCUUGGUGUGGAAUUUUGGGGGGGCCUAUUUUUAAUAACUUCAGAGCUUGUUAAACUAAAAGUGAUUUGAUUAAAAUAUUUUUAAGGGGUGCCUUAGAAUUCUGUGUGUGUCUUUGCAUUGCCAAAUGCUGCAUUAUGUUUGCUAAUUUGAAUGUAAUAAAUGUCUUGCAGGUAGUUUUCCACUUUGAAAAUAUUCUUCUGUGUUUAAUAUGCUAUUCUCAAAGAACAGUGUUAAUCACCUUAUGUUCAACAAAUUACGGCAUCCUAUGCACAUUUAUAUUCUACUGCUGUAAAUGGGUUGGCACAUGGCUUUUUAUUUGUGUAUGUUUUUUUACUUUUUAUCUAGGUGGUUAAGAGGUUCAGUAUCUCCAAAGCAGGAUUCUUUCCAGCUCUUUAAACACACUGCACUCAUUAAGGUGAAGAAGACUUGGGCACAGCUGCUCAAAAUAUUUGUCAUCAAAAUAAAAUCGAGUUGAUCUGUUAA